Molecule: messenger RNA, 423 nt
Organism: Monoraphidium neglectum
Lineage: Eukaryota; Viridiplantae; Chlorophyta; Chlorophyceae; Sphaeropleales; Selenastraceae
Exons: 3
Coding region: 1-423 (140 amino acids)
Source: RefSeq, a predicted model, not a curated record
AUGCCCAUCCGCGCUCUCGCCUCGGUCGACUUUGGCGACGCUCAGCUCGAGGCGUCCGCGGCACGCAGCGACGAGCCGACACCCAGCAUCAAGCCUGGCCUGGCGCGCCUUCUCACCCCACGCAACAUGUCCCUUGUCAACGGCCGCUUGGCCAUGAUGGGCUUCUCAGCAGGCGUUGUUGGCGAGCUGCUGCAUGGCCAGCCCCUGGGCGCGCAGCUGCUGGCCGCGGCGCCCCAGGCGCUGGCCGCGUCGCUGCUGCUGGCGGCCGCGACGGCCGCGCCGCUGCUGCGUGGUGUGGAGGAGGGUGACGAGAUCUUCGGCCCCUUUGUCCCUGCCUCUGAGAGGCUCAAUGGCAACCUGGCAAUUUUUGGGUUGUUGCUCAUGGUCGCGAUUGAGGCGGUCAAGGGCUCCGCACUGCUGUGA